Messenger RNA from Bactrocera neohumeralis, 1331 nucleotides. Its product is annotated as putative nuclease HARBI1. NCBI's taxonomy places the organism in Eukaryota, Metazoa, Arthropoda, Insecta, Diptera, Tephritidae. The coding region runs from base 342 to 1313 and encodes 323 amino acids. The record is from RefSeq and is a predicted model, not a curated record. The transcript has 2 exons.
UAUAUCUGAAUGCAACCCUAUUCAUUGUAAAAUUGACAGCUGAUUUCUAGUUGUAAAAUGUGAAAUAAAAUAUUUGGUAAAUAUUCUCAGCAGCAAUCAUGCCAAGGAAAAGAGAAAGAGAAAAAAUUAUUAAUUAUUUGGUAGAGAAUACGGCAAAUGAUAUUCUUAAUAUAAUAGAAGUUGACGAAGAUGGUGAGGCGGUCGAUAAAAUUUUAGAUGAAUUGGAUAUGAAUGUUCAAGUAGUGCUUUCAUGCCGGCGUGGAGUUGAGCAUGAAGUCCCAAAGUCACCAGUAUGGUGAAAUGAAAUCUUGAAUAAAUUCGACGAAAACCGGUUCCGCCAAAUGCUUCGAGUAAGCAAGGAACAAUUUAACAAUAUAUUUCACGUAAUUAAGAACGAUCCGGAAUUCAAUAAAGCACAUUCCUCGAAACAGAUUCCUGUGGAUUUGCAGUUAGCAAUUGUGCUUUAUCGUCUGGGCUCAUGCGGAGAGGGUGCUGCAUUGAAAAAAAUUUCAACAUUAUUUGGUGUAGGAGAUGGUGGAACUCUAUCCAUUAUUACGAAAAGAGUUUUCAGUGCUAUUCUAAGGUUAAGAGACUCCUUCCUUUUUUGGCCAAAUGAAACAGAGCGAUCAGAAAUUGUUCAUGCUACGUAUUCCGAAAUGCCAUUUUGCAUUGGCUAUAUUGAUGGUACGGAGAUUAAGCUAGCAGAAUCGCCAGUUAUCGAUCCUAUAUCAUUCUUUUCUCGUAAGCACAUACACUCUAUCAAAGCCCAAAUAGUUUGCGAUUAUAAACUUAAAAUACGACACGUAAUGGUGGGACAUGUUGGCAGUUGGCAUGAUGCGAGAGUAUACCGCAGCAGCUCACUUUUCUUGCAAAAAGACACUUUUUUUUCGACACAGCAGUGGUUAGCUGGUGACUCAGCCUAUCCUUUGUUCGAAACUAUGAUAACUCCAUUCCGAAGUAAUGCUCGAGUGCUAGACAUAAAUUCUCGAAUUAAUUUCAAUUUGCGUCACAGUAAAUUUCGAGUUCAAGUCGAGCAUUGCUUCGGCCUAUUGAAGGAGCGGUUUUGCAAUCUUAAGGAGUUCAGAGCACGCCUUAUAAAUAAAGAAAGCCACAAUCUAUGUUGUGAUUGGUUUGUAGUGUGUUGUAUAUUGCACAACAUACUACGAGAGGAUGACCGCACAAACUACGAAUAUACAAAUCUCGAUGAGGACACCACGUACACUGAUGACAACGGUGAGGAAAGCGAAGAUGUACAACCAAACAGAAAAGGGGAAACUAAAAGGCUAGCCAUACAUUCAUUAAUGUUUGAAUAAAAAAGUAAAAAAGUUAAA